Aegilops tauschii subsp. strangulata is the source of this 540-nucleotide messenger RNA. RefSeq lists its product as uncharacterized. Lineage: Eukaryota; Viridiplantae; Streptophyta; Magnoliopsida; Poales; Poaceae. The record is from RefSeq and is a predicted model, not a curated record.
AUGGUCUUCGAGGAUGAGAGCAGCGACGACUUGUCCGGCCUGCAGUUCUCCUCCUCCGACGACGGGAUGCAUUAUCAGAUUCCUGCUAGCAUUGAAGACCAAGACUACAAUGGCUUGGAGAAGGCACCAGAGGGGCUCUGCGUGGAGCAUCAGCUGCCAACUGAGCGCCGUGUUGCUUUUGAAUCAUUUGAGACGGGCAGGAGGUUUCUAGUUUGUGCUCAGCCUGAAGCUGUAAAUUGUGGUUUCCUUGCUUGGGUUGACCCAGAGUGGCCUCCCACAAUGCAAAAUGCAUUGUUGAAGCUUUGGGAAAUGUUUGAAGACAGCAGGACUGCUAGGAGGAAGGAUAACCUGGAAAGUUCACUUACUAUCCACCACCUUAAAGAAGAGAAAAGGAAUCUGGAUGCCAACUAUGACAAACUAGUUGAGAAGAUGUCCAUCAACUUCUCAGUGUCCAGGAGGACAGGGUGUUGGAUUUCAGCUCUCUGCAAGCUAAGGAGAAGAGAGAUGAGAGAGCCAGUGCAUCAGUUGUGGCUGCCAUGA